AUGAAAUGCGAAACCGUUAUGAUUCUUUGGCAUAAUAAAGAUCCAAUUUAUUCUGCUGAUUUUGACCCAACAUCAAAUAAAUUUUGUACUACUGGUUUUGAUAAUGAAAUUAAAAUAUGGGGAUAUACAAAGAAUAAAGAUGGACAUUUAUCAGUUGAAUUUUUAUCAAGUUUAGCUAAACAUGUCAAACCAGUUAAUAUUGCAAGAUUUUCACCUGGUGGUAAUUUAUUAGCAUCAGGAAGUGAUGAUGGUUCAAUUGUAAUUUGGAGAUUAAAUCAAAAUGCAAUACCACCAUCUGACUCAUCAAUGAAAGAGAUUUGGUCAAUUGUAACCGUUUUACGUGUUACUACUGAUGUAUAUGAUCUCUCUUGGUCUUGUGAUGGUCAAUACCUAUCUACUGUUAGUACUGAUAAUAGUGUUUCAAUUUGGAGUCCUCUAUCUAAAACACAUCAUCAAUUAAUUACAGAGCAUAGUCAUUAUGUUCAAGGUGUAUCAUGGGAUCCAUUAAAUGAUUUUAUGAUUACUCAAAGUUCUGAUGGUACUUGCAGAAUAUAUAGAAAUGAAAAGAAAAAAAAAAAAAUAAUCACACAACCAUCAUCAUGCCCUUCUUCCUCUACACCAGUUUCAGAAAAGGAUAAAGAUAGUGAAGACACUGAUGACAAUGACAACAGCAAUAGUAAUGAUAGUAAUAAUAAUAAUACAAAUAGUAAUAGUACAGGUAAUAAUGUAGUAAAUAGUGCUACAAUUGAAGAUGUAAAUACAAAUAGUAGAAAGAAAUUAAAUUUAAUUAUAUCAAAUGUUUUAUCUAGAAGAUCUUAUAAUAAUACAUCAAUUCCAAAUGAAGAUAUAGCUGAGAUUGAAGAACUACAACAACAACAACAACAACUGGAUGAAGCAAAAAUAAAAGAAGAAAGUUUAGUUAGUCAUAGAAUGUUUUAUGAUGAAAGAGCAUCAACCUUUUUUAGAAGACCAUCAUGGUCACCAGAUGGUUCAAUAUUUAUCACACCAACAGGCAAAUUCAGAGAUUCCCCAACUUCAAAAUAUCAAAGUACUUCAUACAUUUUCUCAAGACAUAUUAGAGAUAGACCACUAAUACAUCUACCAUCAAAUAAUCCAACCGUAGUUGUAAAAUUUAAUCCAAUAAUUUUUAAAUUAAGACCAGAUACAAAUAAUAAUAAUAAUAAUAAUAAUAAUGAUGAUGAUUCCAAUAAUAAUGACGAUAAUAAUAACAAUAAUAAUAAUAAUAAUAAUAUUAAUAAUAAUAAUAAUACCAAUAAUGAUAAUGAUAAUGAUAAUGAUACUGAUAGCGAUAGUGACGAAGAUGAUGAUAUUGAAGAUGAUGAUGAAGAUGAUAUGGAUAUGGAUGAUAUGGAUAUGGAUGAUGACGAUGAUGAUGAAAAUAAUAAUAAUUUAUUAAAUAUUAAAUAUCGUAUGAUAUUUGCAAUUUCAUCACUAGAUACAGUUGCAAUUUAUGAUACACAAAAAACCGAUAAACCAAUUUCCAUACUAUCAAAUUUACAUUAUUCAUCAAUAACUGAUGUAUCAUGGUCAUCUGAUGGUACCAUCCUAUUGAUUACUUCAUCUGAUGGUUUUUGUUCAUAUGUUUCAUUUGCACCAAAUGAAUUGGGUGAUCCUUUACCAGAAUCUGAAUAUCCAGAAUCAUUAAAACAAUGUAUAUUAUAUAAACAAAGAGCAAUCGUAAACACUACAAUCAAUGAACAGCUUCAACAACAAUUCAAUAAUAGUAAUGAAAAUAAAAACAAUUUAAAAAGAAAGAAUGACCCCAAUAAUAACAAUAGUAAUGAUAAUGAAAAUAAUAAUGAUGAUAGUAAUGUUGGUGAAUCAAAUGAUGAUGACGACGGUGAUGAUGAUGACGAUGAUGAUGAUAAUGAUGAUGAUGAUGAUAAUAACAAUAUAAACUCUAGUGGUAUUGUAAAAAAUGAUUCAAUAAUAGAUGAAAAUGAACAAAUAAAAAAACAAAAAACUGAUGAAGAAACACCAACCAUAACACCUUCUACUUUAUCUUCAUCUACAAUUAAUAAUAACAAUAACAAUAAUAAUAAUACUGAUGUCAAACCUAAAAGAAGAAUUCAACCAAAUUUAAUAAAGAAAUAA
Molecule: messenger RNA, 2115 nt
Organism: Dictyostelium discoideum AX4
Lineage: Eukaryota; Evosea; Eumycetozoa; Dictyosteliales; Dictyosteliaceae
Exons: 3
Coding region: 1-2115 (704 amino acids)
Biological process (GO): DNA replication-dependent chromatin assembly
Cellular component (GO): nucleus
Source: RefSeq, a predicted model, not a curated record